This is a messenger RNA of Plasmodium vinckei vinckei, 453 nucleotides long. Its product is annotated as zinc finger protein, putative. The transcript is spliced from 5 exons. Bases 1 to 453 code for a protein of 150 amino acids. Lineage: Eukaryota; Apicomplexa; Aconoidasida; Haemosporida; Plasmodiidae. The record is from RefSeq and is a predicted model, not a curated record. Gene Ontology annotation, molecular function: zinc ion binding. Gene Ontology annotation, cellular component: cytoplasm.
AUGGCUUAUUUUUCCAAUUUCAUUCAAAAAUGUCAAUUCGAAGGGUGUAGAUAUCAUGAUUUUCUUCCACAUAAAUGUGAAUAUUGUGAAUUAUUGUUUUGUGAAUUACAUAAAAAGGCACAAGACCAUGUAUGCUCUAAAUUAAAAUACUCUGAUUUGAAAAAAGUUAUUUUAUGUGAAUACUGUAAUGCAGUUAUUCCUGAUGAAGAAGAAGAGAUAAAUUGGCAUUUACUUUAUAAAUGCACUUAUGUAAAAAAAACAAAUAAACCAAAAAUAUGUGAUAGAGAAAAAUGUAAAACGGUUUUGAAUGAUAUUAAUAGCUAUUUUUGUAAGCAGUGUAAAAAGAGUUUUUGUUUGUCCCACCGAUAUGAUUUUACGCAUAAGUGCAUUGCUGAUAAGAAACAUAAGAAGGGCUUUUUUGAAAAGUACUUUUUUUUUCAUAGAUAUUUUUAA